GUACGUCAGCAAUGCUUCGAUCCAAGCCAAUCCAAGUGUCAAUGUUCAUUUUAAAAUGGCUACCUCCAAGGAGCCAGACAACGUGUUCGACGUGAUUUUGGGCACGUACGAAGAAUUCGUGCUCGGCUACUCCCUCGAAAACCAAGGCAAGGGCAAGUACAGUCUCCGACAAACUUUCACGAACCAUUCUCACCUGGGAUCGGUGCGAUGCAUCGCCGCCAGCGGCAGGUUCGUCGCGUCGGGCAGCACCGACGAGACCGUGCGCCUGUUCAACAUGCGAACGCGCUGCGAAAUGGGAGCGUUGAUGCAGCACGACGGCACCAUAGCAGACGUUCAGUUCUACAAGUCUAGCCACCUGUUCAGCGCGAGCGAAGACAAAACGAUCUGCAUCUGGAACACGGGCAGCUGGCAGUGUCUCAAGACGCUGCGCGGCCACAAGGCCGACGUGACAUCCCUAGCCGUCCAUCCAACCGGCAAGCUGCUCUUGUCCGUGUCGAAGGACAGAACCUUACGUACGUGGAACUUGGUGAAAGGCCGCAACGCCUACAUCACAAACAUCAAGGUCGCCGCCGACUUCGUCGACUGGUCUCCCGCCGGAGACCACUUCGUCGUGGGUUUGGGCAAGUCCCUCGACGUUUACAGUGCCGAGAAAGCGGGGAAAGUCCACUCGAUCGACUUCGGGAAGCCGUUAUGUUGCGUGGCGUUCCUCACUAACGACGUUCUUGUGCUGGGAGGGGACGGUGGAAGCGUCGAGGUACACAACAUCAAGAAAAAGAGCGUCUACCACAUGUUUACGGCGCACUCGACUCGAGUCAAGGCCGCCGCCGUUGUGAACGUUUCGAAGAAGACCCUUCUGGUGACUGCCGGGAGCGAGGGUUCUGUCCGCGUUUGGAAGGUUAACAUGAAGAAGUUGGACAAUGAUCCGACUCUGUUGUGCGAAGCGAAGUGUGGCUGUCGGAUCACUUGCAUGGCCCUGCACAUGCCGGAGGUACUGCAGGAAAAGCCGAGGAAGAAAGGAAAGGAACUGGCUAAAGCAGACGAUGGAAAGAAGAAAGCCAAAUCAGAUGACAGCAGUAGUGGUGGAGCAGACGAUGGGGACGAUGGAGCAGACAACGAAGAUGAGGAAGCAGAUGGCAGUGGGGAUGAUGAAGCGAACGAGAAUGGAGAAGGGUAUGAAGAGGGAAGCGAGGUGGAUGACGAAGAAAGCGAAGAUGAAGCGGACGUUGAAGGCAAUGUUGACGAGCAGGCUGGGGACGAAAGCGAAUGUGAACAGUCUGAGGAGCAGGAGGAGGAGGAAGAGGUUCUUGAAGAUGAGACAAGUAGUGAGGAAGACCAAGAAACAAAACCACCCCUGCCGAAACGAAGGAAGAUGGCCGCAAGGUGAACAUUAUUUGGUUUCAGCGCACACUGAAUGAGUCGACGAACACACAUUGAACUCUGUACAUAGGCUCUAUUCAUAAAAAAUACAAUGGCACUCUUCACCACCUCAAA
Molecule: messenger RNA, 1491 nt
Organism: Ixodes scapularis (black-legged tick)
Lineage: Eukaryota; Metazoa; Arthropoda; Arachnida; Ixodida; Ixodidae
Product: p21-activated protein kinase-interacting protein 1-like
Exons: 1
Coding region: 56-1384 (442 amino acids)
Molecular function (GO): protein binding
Source: RefSeq, a predicted model, not a curated record